This is a messenger RNA of Ruditapes philippinarum (Manila clam), 2621 nucleotides long. RefSeq names its product transcriptional adapter 2-beta-like. The record is from RefSeq and is a predicted model, not a curated record. The coding region runs from base 152 to 1564 and encodes 470 amino acids. Gene Ontology annotation, biological process: regulation of transcription by RNA polymerase II; chromatin remodeling. NCBI's taxonomy places the organism in Eukaryota, Metazoa, Mollusca, Bivalvia, Venerida, Veneridae. Gene Ontology annotation, cellular component: nucleus; SAGA-type complex. Gene Ontology annotation, molecular function: zinc ion binding; chromatin binding; transcription coactivator activity. The transcript is spliced from 16 exons.
CACUUAUGGGAAUCUAGUGACGUCACGGCGUAAGGAAAGUGAACAAAGAUGCGGCUAGUCGAUAAUUUCAUGAAAAAAUCCUAGUAUUCGUUUGAAUUUCUUAGAAGCGAUUACGCCAGAUGAAAGUAAAAUAACCCUAGAACAAUUUAGAAUGUCAGUUUUUGUGUGCAAUAAUUGCCAAUCCGAGAUUUCCGGCCAUGGAAUAAAAUGCAUCGAGUGCCCCGAUAUCGACCUUUGUUUACAGUGUUUCUCCUUGGGUGCUGAAGUAGGAAACCACAAGAGAGAUCAUCAGUACAAUAUUUCUGAAUCGGUUUUGAAAUUGUUACAGACUGGUCCAAUUAUUGGUGCAUUCAACUGCGAGGUACCAUGGACACUUGCAGAAGAAACUAUGCUUUUAGAUGCUGUAGAACAGUAUGGAUUUGGAAAUUGGGAGGAUGUGGCAAACCAUGUUGAGAGUAAAAGUCCAGAACAAAGUGAAUACCACUAUAGUUUAUACUUUAUCAAGGGCAAUAUAGGAAAAGUGACGUUCUUGACAGACCCUACUCCUAAAGUGACAGAUCAUACUUGUCCAGAUGGGCCUCUCUCCCCCAGUAUAUCCACCCCUAUCAGUCCUAUAGAGUUGUCAAUACAAGAGCAACAUGCCCUAGGUUAUAUGCCACUUAGAGAUGACUUUGAACGGGAACAUGAUAAUGAGGCAGAGACACUAGUCAGUAGUCUGAUGAUCAAUUAUGAUGAUGAUGACUUAGAUAUUGCUGUAAAAUUAGCUCAGGUAGAAAGAUAUAGACUCAGAUUAAAAGAGCGGGACAGAAGAAAACAAUUUGCACGUGAACAUGGUCUCAUAACUUCAGCCGCCCAGGCAGCGGCCAUCGCUGCUGCCGCACUUCCAGGAGCUAAACUUGCCAAACUACCCUCCAUUAAAUCACCACAGGUUAAAAAAGAAAAAGAGAAGGAAAAAGAAAAGAAAUUAAGUAAAGAAGACAGAGAAUUCCAGGAGAAAAUGAAACCUUUUGCUCAGUGUCAUUCUUGUAAAGAACAUGAAGACUUCCUAGAAAACCAUCAAAAAGAAAGAGAGCUCAAAAACCGAAUCAAAGACUUGUUCCACUGCCGGAAGAAUGGUAUCACGAAAUUAGAGGAAGUUGAAAAGUUUGAAGAAGGAAAGAUUGAAAAAGAAGAGAAAAAGAAAGAAUCGAAAUUAAAAAAGCUUGGCAGUAUUUCCCAAGGAAAACGACUUUUAAUGGCUUCAAAAAAUGUCGCAGACGAAGAAAAACUAGAUAUACUCAUCGACGAAAGCGGAUCAAAAGAUGACGAAGAUUUAACUGAGACAAAGGAGAUGUCAAAAUGUCCUGGCUAUGACCUCCUCUCAGGAAGAGAAAGAAAGUUGUGUAACACAAUAGGUAUGACUCCUGCCAACUACAUGACUGUAAAAACUUGUAUUGUGAAGGACUACCUACAUCGGCGGAACGGUUAUCCAGUAAAGAUACGUUAUCCUAGUGGUAUGGACAAGACACAUCGUCGGAGAAUCAUGAGCUUCCUAGCUGAUAAUGGUUGGAUAGGGCUUACCUGAUAUAAGUUCCAUAGCAAAUCUGUGAUAUUUAUAUAUACAACACUUCCAAUAUUGUGAUAUAUGCAAAUAUAUGGAGAGGUCUUAAAAACAGAGAAAAGAAGUUGGUUCAAGAAGGAAAAAGGAAUUAAGUUAAAAUGGGCAUUCAACCAAGGGUAGAUAAUUUGAUGGAAAUAUGAUUGUUUUAGAUAUCAGUUGUUUUUCUGCAUGUUGUAUGCAAUGUAUGGAGAUAUGGAGAGAUUGUGUAGGAUUAUGUUCUAAUGGUGAUGGACUGUGUUGUUAGGGCAAUUUAUUAUUGACAUUUCAGGUUAUUUUUUGUUUCCUGUAAAUUAAAAGCAAAUUCAACCAGCUGCUGAGUUAUUGUAAAAUUCUGACAAAUAUUUUGAGAGUAUACAAUUUCCAACGUUUUUGUUAGAAUGGACAAAAAAAAAUUUUUUUUUAAGAUAGGUAAAUCAAUUUUAUUUUAUUAUUAUAUAAAUGUAAACUGGAGUUUUUAAAAGAAAUUGGUGAGGGUGGCAAACUUAAGAUCUAUUAUCCAUCACAACUGUUGAGUACGUAAAAUUGUAGGAAAAAAAGUAAUUCUCGUGCGAGGUGCAAGUUUGCAUCAGUUCUUGAAGUCUUUCUUCACUAGUAAAGUAGAAAAGUCAUCAAUAUUUGACCAGUUGAUGUCAGUAUGAAUGUAUACACAUCUAUAUUUAGGAUUUUCAAAUUUUACUGUAAUAAAAAGUGCUACUUAAAAAAGGGUCUACCGGUGGAUGAAAUUAAGACAUGGAUUAGUCCAUGCUACAAAACUGGUGAGAAUAUCACUUUUGAGAAAAUGUGAAAGAAAUUGUUGGAUAAUUACAGAAGAUGUCUGUUGAUGCAUUUGUUUAACAUGUUAUAUGUUACUUGAAAUGUUACUUGGAGUAUGUAAAUGUGUUCAGAUUGUACGUAAUUAAGUACAAGAUUGCUGAAGGCUUGACAAAAUAAGGGCAUUUGUUGUAAUAUGUUUGUUUUAGCCAUAAAGAGAUUUUUGUGUUCAGAUUUUUAUCAUUGAUGUAUAAAAAGGCAUUUACAUUAA